Molecule: messenger RNA, 415 nt
Organism: Myxozyma melibiosi
Lineage: Eukaryota; Fungi; Ascomycota; Lipomycetes; Lipomycetales; Lipomycetaceae
Exons: 1
Coding region: 118-345 (75 amino acids)
Source: RefSeq, a predicted model, not a curated record
AGAAGAAACAAGAACUCAGCCCAGUGUUUUGUGCAGAGAGCAGACUGUAUGUAGUGUGGAAUUUUUGUAGGUAGUGUAUGUGGUGUGGGGAGGUAGGAGUAUGGGGAAGGCAGGAAGAUGAGGAGAAGUGGUCUAGAUCGCUGCAUUAAAUCCUGUGAAUUUAACACGCCAGCCGCCUGCCUACUGCUCCUACUCUUGUGUCUAUACUUACUUAUAUCAAAUGGUCUGACCGCAGUUGCUCAUGCUCAGCAGUGCUCAUGCUCGCUGCUCAGAGGUCAGAGGCAGGUCCGAUCCCAGAAUCAGCUCUCGCUACACUACUACUACAGUGCACGUGAUGAAUAUUAAUUAUCUAUUAGCCUGCGCCACAGAUCUACUACGGUUCAACUCUAAGUCAGAGUAACUGCAGAUUGAGUUU